Molecule: messenger RNA, 8812 nt
Organism: Alosa sapidissima (American shad)
Lineage: Eukaryota; Metazoa; Chordata; Actinopteri; Clupeiformes; Clupeidae
Product: mucin-2-like
Exons: 18
Coding region: 1572-8639 (2355 amino acids)
Cellular component (GO): extracellular matrix
Molecular function (GO): protein binding
Source: RefSeq, a predicted model, not a curated record
GCCCUGUUGUAACAUCAAAUCCCACAGUUGUUACCACAACAACAGGCAAGCCAACGACAACAACUGUAUUUGAGACAACAACAGAGGGAAUUACAUCAACUAGGCCACCAAAGGUUGAGACUACACUGCCAACAACUUCCUCAACAACACAGAUUGUUGUUGACACAACAACAACUAGGUCGCCAUCAACUUCUACUGAAACACCUGUCUCAAGCACAGAAACCUCAACUUCCGCUGUGAUUACAUCUGGUCCAACUACUGCCACCACCACAACAAAAGCACCUACAACAACAGCUCAAGCUGAAACUACAACAGCGGAAUCUGCCACAACAUCUACUAAUCCACCAAGGGUUGAAACUACUGGGCCAACAACAGCAUCUACAACGAUUAUUGUGGAAGAAACGACCACAACAGGUAAACUAUCAACAUCAAGCGCAACUGCUGGGCCAAGCACACAAACUUCAGGCCCUGUUGUAACAUCAAAACCCACAGUUGUUACCACAACAACAGGCAAGCCAACGACAACAACUGUAUUUGAGACAACAACAGAGGGAAUUACAUCAACUAGGCCACCAAAGGUUGAGACUACACUGCCAACAACUUCCUCAACAACACAGAUUGUUGUUGACACAACAACAACUAGGUCACCAUCAACUUCUACUGAAACACCUGUCUCAGGCACAGAAACCUCAACUUCCGCUGUGAUUACAUCUGGUCCAACUACUGCCACCACCACAACAAAAGCACCUACAACAACAGCUCAAGCUGAAACUACAACAGCGGAAUCUGCCACAACAUCUACUAAUCCACCAAGGGUUGAAACUACUGGGCCAACAACAGCAUCUACAACGAUUAUUGUGGAAGAAACGACCACAACAGGUAAACUAUCAACAUCAAGCGCAACUGCUGGGCCAAGCACACAAACUUCAGGCCCUGUUGUAACAUCAAAACCCACAGUUGUUACCACAACAACAGGCAAGCCAACGACAACAACUGUAUUUGAGACAACAACAGAGGGAAUUACAUCAACUAGGCCACCAAAGGUUGAGACUACACUGCCAACAACUUCCUCAACAACACAGAUUGUUGUUGACACAACAACAACUAGGUCGCCAUCAACUUCUGCUGAAACACCUGUCUUAAGCACAGAAACCUCAACUUCCGCUGUGAUUACAUCUGGUCCAACUACUGCCACCACCACAACAAAAGCACCUACAAACACAGCUCAAGCUGAAACUACAACAGAGGAAUCUGCCACAACAUCUACUAAUCCACCAAGGGUUGAAACUACUGGGCCAACAACAGCAUCUACAACGAUUAUUGUGGAAGAAACCACCACAACAGGUAAACUAUCAACAUCAAGCGCAACUGCUGGGCCAAGCACACAAACUUCAGGCCCUGUUGUAACAUCAAAACCCACAGUUGUUACCACAACAACAGGCAAGCCAACGACAACAACUGUAUUUGAGACAACAACAGAGGGAAUUACAUCAACUAGGCCACCAAAGGUUGAGACUACACUGCCAACAACUUCCUCAACAACACAGAUUGUUGUAGACACAACAACAACUAUGUCGCCACCAACUUCUACUGAAACACCUGUCUCAAGUACAGAAACCUCAACUUCUGCUGUGAUUACAUCUGGUCCAACUACUGCAACCACCACAACAAAAGCACCUACAACAACAGCUCACGCUGAAACUACAACAGAGGAAUCUGCCACAACAUCUACUAAUCCACCAAGGGUUGAAACUACUGGGCCAACAACAGCAUCUACAACGAUUAUUGUGGAAGAAACGACCACAACAGGUAAACUAUCAACAUCAAGCGCAACUGCUGGGCCAAGCACACAAACUUCAGGCCCUGUUGUAACAUCAAAACCCACCGUUGUCACCACAACAACAGGCAAGCCAACGACAACAACUGUAUUUGAGACAACAACAGAGGGAAUUACAUCAACUAGGCCACCAAAGGUUGAGACUACACUGCCAACAACUUCCUCAACAACUAGAUCACCAUCAACCUCCACAGAGAUGACAACAGUUAAAACAUCUCUUGAACCAGUGACAGCUACUUUACCUGUGAUAACGCUGACAACAGAAGGGAGAGUAAGUCAAACUGCACAAGUUUCUACGACAUUACAUUCAACCUCCACUGAAACACCUGUCUCAAGCACAGAAACCUCAACUUCAGCUGUGAUUACAUCUGGUCCAACUACUGCAACCACCACAACAAAAGCACCUACAACAACAGCUCAAGCUGAAACUACAACAGAGGAAUCUGCCAAAACAUCUACUAAUCCACCAAGGGUUGAAACUACUGGGCCAACAACAGCAUCUACAACGAUUAUUGUGGAAGAAACGACCACAACAGGUAAACUAUCAACAUCAAGCGCAACUGCUGGGCCAAGCACACAAACUUCAGGCCCCGUUGUAACAUCAAAACCCACAGUUGUUACCACAACAACAGGCAAGCCAACAACAACAACUGUAUUUGAGACAACAACAGAGGGAAUUACAUCAACUAGGCCACCAAAGGUUGAGACUACACUGCCAACAACUUCCUCAACAACACAGAUUGUUGUAGACACAACAACAACUAGGUCGCCAUCAACUUCUACUGAAACACCUGUCUUAAGCACAGAAACCUCAACUUCCGCUGUGAUUACAUCUGGUCCAACUACUGCCACCACCACAACAAAAGCACCUACAAACACAGCUCAAGCUGAAACUACAACAGAGGAACCUGCCACAACAUCUACUAAUCCACCAAGGGUUGAAACUACUGGGCCAACAACAGCAUCUACAACGAUUAUUGUGGAAGAAACCACCACAACAGGUAAACUAUCUACAUCAAGCGCAACUGCUGGGCCAAGUACACAAACUUCAGGCCCUGUUGUAACAUCAAAACCCACAGUUGUUACUACAACAACAGUCAAGCCAAUCACAACAACUGUAUUUGAGACAACAACAGAGGGAAUUACAUCAACUAGGCCACCAAAGGUUGAGACUACACUACCAACAACUUCCUCAACAACACAGAUUGUUGUAGACACAACAACAACUAGGUCGCCAUCAACUUCUGCUGAAACACCUGUCUUAAGCACAGAAACCUCAACUUCCGCUGUGAUUACAUCUGGUCCAACUACUGCCACCACCACAACAAAAGCACCUACAAACACAGCUCAAGCUGAAACUACAACAGAGGAAUCUGCCACAACAUCUACUAAUCCACCAAGGGUUGAAACUACUGGGCCAACAACAGCAUCUACAACGAUUAUUGUGGAAGAAACCACCACAACAGGUAAACUAUCAACAUCAAGCGCAACGGCUGGGCCAAGCACACAAACUUCAGGCCCUGUUGUAACAUCAAAUCCCACAGUUGUUACCACAACAACAGGCAAGCCAACGACAACAACUGUAUUUGAGACAACAACAGAGGGAAUUACAUCAACUAGGCCACCAAAGGUUGAGACUACACUGCCAACAACUUCCUCAACAACACAGAUUGUUGUAGACACAACAACAACUAUGUCGCCACCAACUUCUACUGAAACACCUGUCUCAAGUACAGAAACCUCAACUUCUGCUGUGAUUACAUCUGGUCCAACUACUGCAACCACCACAACAAAAGCACCUACAACAACAGCUCACGCUGAAACUACAACAGAGGAAUCUGCCACAACAUCUACUAAUCCACCAAGGGUUGAAACUACUGGGCCAACAACAGCAUCUACAACGAUUAUUGUGGAAGAAACGACCACAACAGGUAAACUAUCAACAUCAAGCGCAACUGCUGGGCCAAGCACACAAACUUCAGGCCCUGUUGUAACAUCAAAACCCACCGUUGUCACCACAACAACAGGCAAGCCAACGACAACAACUGUAUUUGAGACAACAACAGAGGGAAUUACAUCAACUAGGCCACCAAAGGUUGAGACUACACUGCCAACAACUUCCUCAACAACUAGAUCACCAUCAACCUCCACAGAGAUGACAACAGUUAAAACAUCUCUUGAACCAGUGACAGCUACUUUACCUGUGAUAACGCUGACAACAGAAGGGAGAGUAAGUCAAACUGCACAAGUUUCUACGACAUUACAUUCAACCUCCACUGAAACACCUGUCUCAAGCACAGAAACCUCAACUUCAGCUGUGAUUACAUCUGGUCCAACUACUGCAACCACCACAACAAAAGCACCUACAACAACAGCUCAAGCUGAAACUACAACAGAGGAAUCUGCCACAACAUCUACUAAUCCACCAAGGGUUGAAACUACUGGGCCAACAACAGCAUCUACAACGAUUAUUGUGGAAGAAACCACCACAACAGGUAAACUAUCAACAUCAAGCGCAACUGCUGGGCCAAGCACACAAACUUCAGGCCCUGUUGUAACAUCAAAUCCCACAGUUGUUACCACAACAACAGGCAAGCCAACGACAACAACUGUAUUUGAGACAACAACAGAGGGAAUUACAUCAACUAGGCCACCAAAGGUUGAGACUACACUGCCAACAACUUCCUCAACAACACAGAUUGUUGUAGACACAACAACAACUAGGUCGCCAUCAACUUCUACUGAAACACGUGUCUCAAGCACAGAAACCUCAACUUCAGCUGUGAUUACAUCUGGUCCAACUACUGCAACCACCACAACAAAAGCACCUACAACAACAGCUCACGCUGAAACUACAACAGAGGAAUCUGGCACAACAUCUACUAAUCCACCAAGGGUUGAGACUACUGGGCCAACAACAGCAUCUACAACGAUUAUUGUGGAAGAAACGACCACAACAGGUAAACUAUCUACAUCAAGCGCAACUGCUGGGCCAAGUACACAAACUUCAGGCCCUGUUGUAACAUCAAAACCCACAGUUGUUACUACAACAACAGGCAAGCCAACGACAACAACUGUAUUUGAGACUACAACAGAGGUAAUUACAUCAACUAGGCCACCAAAGGUUGAGACUACACUGCCAACAACUUCCUCAACAACACAGAUUGUUGUAGACACAACAACAACUAGGUCGCCAUCAACUUCUACUGAAACACGUGUCUCAAGCACAGAAACCUCAACUUCAGCUGUGAUUACAUCUGGUCCAACUACUGCAACCACCACAACAAAAGCACCUACAACAACAGCUCACGCUGAAACUACAACAGAGGAAUCUGGCACAACAUCUACUAAUCCACCAAGGGUUGAGACUACUGGGCCAACAACAGCAUCUACAACGAUUAUUGUGGAAGAAACGACCACAACAGGUAAACUAUCAACAUCAAGCGCAACUGCUGGGCCAAGCACACAAACUUCAGGCCCUGUUGUAACAUCUAAACCCACAGUUGUUACCACAACAACAGGCAAGCCAACGACAACAACUGUAUUUGAGACAACAACAGAGGGAAUUACAUCAACUAGGCCACCAAAGGUUGAGACUACACUGCCAACAACUUCCUCAACAACACAGAUUGUUGUAGACACAACAACAACUAGAUCACCAUCAACUUCUACUGAAACACCGGUUCAAAGCACAGAAACCUCAACUUCAGUUGUGAUUACAUCUGGUCCAACUACUGCCACCACCACAACAAAAGCACCUACAACCACAGUUCAAGCUGACACUACAACAGAGAAAUCUUCCACAUCUACUAAACCACCAAGGGUUGAAACCACUGAGCCAACAACGGCAUCUACAACAACAAUUGUGGAAACAACAACGACAACAUUUAAUCCUGUGACGGGUGCAACAACAAAACCCUCCAGUGCGUCACAUGGAGUUGUUACCUCAACACCUUCUAUACAGACUACAACAGAAUUUACCACAGUUAAAACAUCCCUUGAGCCAGUCACAGCUACUUUACCUGUGAUAACACUGACAACACCAAAGGUAACAGGGGAGUCUACAACCAUUUUCAGCACAGCAUAUACAACAUUGAUUGGUCCCAUUACAAAGACUCUCGCUAACAUUACUGGCACAACACCACAAACAACAACAGAGACAAUUAAAGAGACAACUACAACCUCGGAACCACUGACAACAACACCCACUACUGUAACCACAACAACUACUAAACCACCAAGAGUUGAGACAACUUUGGGGACAACAACAACAGGUUUCACAACAGUCUCAACAACUUUGGAGACAUCUAUUGCUCCACUGACUCAAACACUGCCACACAUCACCGGAACAUUACCUCCAACAACAUCGGGACCUUGUUCCUGCAUAGUAAAUGGAACCAGUUAUCUUCCAGGGUCCAGUGUGUACAAUGUGACUGAUGGAAUGGGAUGGUGCUACAUAGCUUACUGCAAUGGAACAUGUAAUGUGGUAAAGGAGUCAAAACCUUGUGGCUCUACUCCAUCUCCCACCACUAUUUCAUCCACCACUGUUGUAAGGACCACAGUAAGCCCAACAACAACUGUUUACACAACAUAUUCCUCCUCAAUAUCUGCUUCAACAACCACUCCUGCAACCACCACGUUUGAGCCAGAUUGCAACACACUUGUGCCACCAAGAAAGAACGGUGAAUCUUGGCAGAUGAAUAGUUGCACAAAUGCAACAUGUGAAAAUGGAAAGGUUGUGUAUACAUCAGUUCAGUGCAAACCAAUUGUAAAACCAAACUGCGAAAAUGGCAGAAAUCCUGUGGAAAUAUUUGAGGAAAACGGAUGCUGCUCCACAUAUGAAUGCGAAUGCUCUUGUAAUGGAUGGGGAGGCUCUCACUAUGUGACAUUUGACGGGCAAGACUACGAUAUUCGGGAAAAUUGUUCUUAUGUUUUGGUCCAAGAAAUCACACCUAACUACAACAACUUCAAGGUCGUCAUAGACUACCAUGACUGUGGCAGUGGCAGCUCAUUUUGUCCACAAUCCUUGACAAUAUAUUACAAAUCUUAUGAGGUUGUCCUUACACAGACGUUAACUGCAAAUGGAGUCCUCAAUAUGGUUAUUGUUAACCAAAAGCGUGUCUACCCCGCUUUCAAAAAUGGAGAUUUCAUCAUCACAAGCACAGGCUUGGAGACUAUGCUAGCAAUCCCAUUGAUUGAGGCUCAGGUGACCUACACCGGAUCCUCCUUUGGCAUAGACCUGCCCUUCUCUCUUUUCAAAAACAAUACCGAGGGACAGUGUGGUACCUGUGAUAACUCAAAAGAGAAUGAUUGCCGUUCACCUGAUGGCCAAGUUACAGCUUGCUCUGUGACAGCUCACUCCUGGCUAGUCCCCGGUGAGACUUGCGAAAUAACCCCAACCCCUAUCCCAACAUUACCACCUAAGACCACUGCUCCAGUUUGCAAGCCCUCCAUCUGUGAGAUCAUAAACAGUGUAAUAUUUGAGGCAUGCCGGAAGGUGGUUCCUUCAGGGGCGUAUGUGGAAGGCUGCAAAUCUGAUGUGUGUACCAAAACAACAUCUGGCUGUGCCAGUCUACAGGGAUAUGCCUCUGCUUGUGCCCAAGCUGGAGUGUGUGUGGACUGGAGAGACUCUACCAAUGGCGAGUGUGCAUAUAAAUGCCCAGCAACAAAGGUGUACACGGCUUGCGGCCCAUCUGUGGAGCCAACCUGCAACUCCAACUACAACAUCAAGUACAUGGACCUCAUAAGCAGUAACAGUACUGACAUGAAGGAGGGUUGCUCCUGUCCAGUAGGGACAACGCUGUUCAGCACUUACUCUGAUGUCUGUGUCACCUCUUGUGAAUGUACCGGCCCUGAUGGCAACCCUAAAAAGGUAAACGAGACUUGGCAGACUGACUGCAAACAAUGCACAUGUGAGCCUGACACACUGAGCGUCCAAUGUGAGCCAGUCUCAUGUCCUCCGCCAAUCACUGUCACUUGUGACCAGCCUGGGUAUGAAAUUGUCAACAAGACUGAUGGCUGCUGCCAAAGCCAAACGUGUGUGCCCAAAGCUGUCUGUGUACGCGACAACAAAGAGUACCAGCCUGGUGCAGCUGUUCCCACCAACAAUUCCUGUGAGUCCUGUACCUGUGGCUCAACAGUGGACCCCAACACUCAGCUCCAUGCCGUCAAAUGUUAUCCUCUUCUCUGCUUUGUAAACUGUCCGGAGACCCAUGUAUACCAGCCAGUUCCCGGAGAGUGUUGUGGCACAUGCGUACCAAGCAGCUGUGUGGUUAAACUCCCAGAUAACACUACACACAGCAUCCCAGUUAACGAGACAUGGUCGCCUACUUAUGACAAAUGUAUAACCUACAAAUGCGAAAAUCAUGAUGGAUCACUUGAGGCUGUGAAAUCCACCAAGGUGUGCCCUUCGUUCAACCCAGACAACUGUGUCCCAGGAACAGAGACAACAGAUGCAGAUGGCUGCUGCAAGACCUGUACCCUGCGCAGUACCUGUAAUGUUCAGACGAACAGCACCAAACUGACCUACCUUGGCUGUACCACCUCAGAGAACGUAGAGCUCACCUCCUGUGCAGGCUCCUGUGGAACAUCAUCCAUAUACUCGGCGCAGGCCAACGGACUGGUGCAUUCUUGCUCUUGUUGUCAGGAGGAGACUACGCAGAAGAAAGUUGUGGAGCUGAUCUGCCCUGAUGGCAAAAGAGUUCUAUACUCCUACAUCUACAUUGAGUCGUGUGCUUGCAAUGCCACAGACUGUGGUGGAAAAUCCACUUCCUCCUCAAAACUGCGUAGAAGGAGAAGAUGAAAUCCUUCUAGUGCAUUACAAAUGUGAUGUGCAGCCGGUUUUAAAGGAAAUGUUUUAAAGUGUUACUACGAGGUAGUAUAAGUGUUUAUUUUGUCUUAUCUAUUUUAGCCCCUGAAGCAUCAUGUUUCUAUAUGAAGUACCCUCUACGUUUGUCUCUUGCCUUUUCUUUAUCA